Canis lupus familiaris (dog) is the source of this 1528-nucleotide messenger RNA. RefSeq names its product stimulated by retinoic acid 8 (gene STRA8). The transcript is spliced from 9 exons. Bases 232 to 1374 code for a protein of 380 amino acids. NCBI's taxonomy places the organism in Eukaryota, Metazoa, Chordata, Mammalia, Carnivora, Canidae. Gene Ontology annotation, molecular function: protein dimerization activity. The record is from RefSeq and is a predicted model, not a curated record. Gene Ontology annotation, biological process: meiotic cell cycle; cellular response to retinoic acid.
UACUGGGAGGGAGGGGUCAGGGUCAAAAGGUGAGAGAGUCUGGAUGUUGCCAGGGAGAACUCUGUACCAGAAGCCCAAGGGAGCCACCCGGAGGUACCAGGGUUCAGGAGCAGAGCCUCCCUCCUCACAGCUGUGGAGGAGGCUGACUGACACAGAGAUCUCCAUUUGCAAUAAAGAAGUCAGGCGGCUGCAGGGCCCCCCAAAAGGCAUAAUAUUACGCUGCAGCUGAGAAUGGCGACCCCCGCAGAAGGCAGUAACCCCAGUGGCAGAGUGACACCCCGGCUGCUGACACAGCUGCGGGAGCUGGAGCCGCGGGUGGCCCGUCGACGCCUUUCCCAAGCCCGCCACCGAGCCACCCUGGCAGGGCUGUUCAGUGACCUCAGGAAGACCGUUUACUCCCACUCUGAUCUCACAGCCUCAAAGUGGCAGGUUUUGAAUAAGGCGAAGAAUCACAUUCAGGAGUUGGAACAAACCUUGGAUAAUCUGCUGAAGCUGAAAGAAUCCUUCAACCUGGAGGAUGGGAACGCAAACAGCUUAGAGGAAGUCAAGGCGGAGUAUGCCAGCAUGUACUCUGGAAAUCCCAGCCUGGUCUCAAAUAAGGUUCAUCAGAAAAGCUCUGCCACCUGGUGCCCAACUGAGGCAGUCGGGAAGGAUGCUGAGGGGGAGGAAGAGGAGGAAGAGGAGGAGGAGGACCAAGACGAGGAGGAAGAGGAGGAAGAAGAGGAGGAGGAGGAGGAAGAGGAGGAGGAGGAGGAGGAGGAAGAGAAAAAAGUGGAGCUCUUGCACUCCCCAAUCACCUUGUUGCCAGACCUCAUGGAAUUUGAACGGUACCUCAACUUCUACAAGCAGACGAUGGACCUCCUGAUUGGGAACGGGGUUGUCUCCUCCCAGGAGGUGAUGCUCCCCAUCGUCUCUGCGGCCAUCUCCCACCUGUGGCAGAGCCUUUCUGAGGAGAUGAAGGCCAGCCUCCUGCAGGCCUGGGCACAGAGGCACAGCACCCCCUCGAGCCUUGCGGGUGCCUGUCCGGAGCCGGCCUGCACCGAGGGCAGCACGAAGGACAGUGGGGUUGACAGCCAAGGAGCCAGCUGCUCACUCGUCUCUACCCCAGAGGAGAUACUCUUUGAAGAUGCCUUCGAUGUGGCAAGCUUCCUGGACAAAAGCGAGGCUCCAAGUACUUCUAGCUCUAGCUCGGUGUUUGCCAACUGCAACCCAGAAUAUCCAGAGGAGAAGUUUCAGCUCUACAUGCAGAUCAUCGAGUUUUUUAAAGGCCUUUGCUGUGUUAAUACUCAGUUAAAACAGGAACCAGACCUCCCCAUUGACGAUGAGAUGAUAAUGCUGAGGUGCAUGGAGACCUUUGACGAUGAAGAUCUGUGAUACGGCAGGGCUGGGAGGGGAGGGCAUGAACAACGAGGUGGGCAUUCAUGCCGGCAGCCGAGGCUGUUCCUGCUGCCGCCUCCCCGGACGUUUCAGAGUGGCUGUCCCAGAGCAUUUGGAAGGUUCUAGUUUCUGAUUAUUAUAAAGUCUUUGA